AUGAUCGAAUCGAACAUGCUUCUCCAAACGGUAUCUUCAUCUUCUCCGCCCUUUCACCGUUUCUAUCUCCACCAUUCACAGAUUCUCCCUUCUUCUUCUGGGUCGCUUAAGCUCUCCCCCAAGAAGCUUUCUCUUCAGAUACAUGGAAGGACUUUGGCCAUUCGAUCUUUUCAUGAAGUUUCUGCAAGAGGUUUACCGGUUUUGAGCAAAGCUUUCUUGAAGAAGCUACCAAGCAAAGGAUCUACCUUUCUGCUGGGGCAGAGCGUUUUGAUGCUCUCUGCUAACCCACAGUUAGCAGCAGCAGCAGAAAUCAUCACGAAGCCAGAACCGGUUUACGAAGUUGGAGAGUUGUUUGAGCUAAGCAUUCAGCUCUCCUACUUGCUGUUACUACUGGGUCUGCUCGGAGUUGGUACUUUCUAUGUCAUCCGUCAAGUACUUGUCCGCAGAGAACUUGACCUCUCCGCUAAAGAAUUACAGGAGCAAGUGAGGAGCGGCGAUGCAAGUGCAACAGAGCUGUUCGAGCUCGGUGCGGUGAUGCUGAGAAGGAAGUUUUAUCCUGCAGCCAACAAGUUCUUGCUUCAAGCCAUCCAGAAAUGGGAUGGUGACGAUCAAGAUCUUGCCCAGGUCUAUAACGCUCUUGGAGUGAGUUACGUGCGAGAGGAGAAACUGGACAAAGGGAUCGCUCAGUUUGAAAUGGCGGUGAAGCUGCAGCCAGGUUAUGUAACAGCUUGGAACAACCUUGGAGAUGCUUACGAGAAGAAGAAAGAGCUGCCUCAGGCGUUGAGAGCGUUUGAAGAGGUUUUGUUGUUUGAUCCUAACAACAAGGUGGCUCGUCCUCGACGAGAUGGGUUGAAGGAUCGCGUUAAGCUCUAUAAAGACGUUGUGGCGGUCAAGCCCAAGAAACGGUGA
This is a messenger RNA of Microthlaspi erraticum, 909 nucleotides long. The record is from the annotation of a GenBank genome assembly. Lineage: Eukaryota; Viridiplantae; Streptophyta; Magnoliopsida; Brassicales; Brassicaceae.